AUGAGCUCCUACCAGCAGAAGCAGCCCUUUGUGGCACCUCCUCAGCCUCAACAGCAUCAAGUGAAGCAACCUUGUCAGCCUCCACCACAAGGAAAAUUUGCUCCCAUAACCACAGAGCCAUGCUAUGCAGAUGUUCCACAACCAGGAAACACUAAGAUUCCAGAGCCCUUCAACACCAAAGUGCCUGAGUCAGGCUACACUGUCGUCCUUGAGCCGGACUAUACCACAAUCCCUGGGCCAUGCACUACCAACGCCGCUAAGCAAGAUUAUACCACAAUGCCUGGGUCAUUGUCUACCAACAUGGCUGAGCAAGACUAUACCACAAUGCCUGGGCCAUGCUCCACCAACACCGCUGAGCAAGAUUAUACCACAGUCCCUGGGCCAUGCACUACCAAUGCUACUAAGCAAGACUAUACCACAAUGCCUGGGUCAUUGUCUACCAACAUGGCUGAGCAAGACUAUACCACAAUGCCUGGCUCAUUGUCUACCAACACCGCUGAGCAAGAUUAUACCACAGUCCCUGGGCCAUGCACUACCAAUGCUACUAAGCAAGAUUAUACCACAAUGCCUGGGUCGUUGUCUACCAACAUGGCUGAGCAAGACUAUACCACAAUGCCUGGCUCAUUGUCUACCAACACCGCUGAGCAAGAUUAUACCACAGUCCCUGGGCCAUGCACUACCAAUGCUACUAAGCAAGAUUAUACCACAAUGCCUGGGUCGUUGUCUACCAACAUGGCUGAGCAAGACUAUACCACAAUGCCUGGCUCAUUGUCUACCAACACCGCUGAGCAAGAUUAUACCACAGUCCCUGGGCCAUGCACUACCAAUGCUACUAAGCAAGAUUAUACCACAAUGCCUGGGUCGUUGUCUACCAACAUGGCUGAGCAAGACUAUACCACAAUGCCUGGCUCAUUGUCUACCAACACCGCUGAGCAAGAUUAUACCACAGUCCCUGGGCCAUGCACUACCAAUGCUACUAAGCAAGAUUAUACCACAAUGCCUGGGCCAUGCUCAACCAACACCACUAAGCAAGACUAUACCACAAUGCCUGGGUCAUGGUCUACCAACACUGCUGGGCAAGACUAUACCACAAUGCCUGGGCCAGGUACUACCAACACUACUGACCAAGAUUAUACCACAAUUCCUGGGCCAGUCACUACCAAUGCCACUAAGCAAGACUAUACCACAAUGCCUGGGUCAUGGUCUACCAACACCACUAAGCAAGAUUAUACCACAAUUCCUGGGCCAGGCACUACCAAUGCCACUAAGCAAGACUAUACCACAAUGCCUGGGUCAUGGUCUACCAACACCACUAAGCAAGAUUAUACCACAAUUCCUGGGCCAGACACUACCAAUGCAGCUAAGCAAGAUUAUACCACAAUUCCUGGGCCAGGCACUACCAAUGCAGCUAAGCAAGAUUAUACCACAAUUCCUGGGCCAGGCACUACCAAUGCAGCUAAGCAAGAUUAUACCACAAUUCCUGGGCCAUGCACUACCAAUGCAGCUAAACAAGAUUAUACCACAAUUCCUGGGCCAGGCACUACCAACGCCACUAAGCAAGACUACACCACAAUGCCUGGGUCAUUGUCUAUCAACACGGCUGAGAAAGAUUAUACCACAAUGCCUGGGCCAUGCACUACCAAUGCCACUAAACAAGAUUAUACCACAAUUCCUGGGCCAUGCACUACAAACACCACUAGGCAAGAUUAUACCACAGUCCCUGGGCCAUGUUCUACCAAUAUCCCUGGGCCAGACUGUACCAUGGUUCCUGGGCCAUGCACUACCAAUUUCUCUGAACCUGGCUUUGUGAAUGUCUCUGAACCCAACUAUACCAAGGUCCCUGAUCAGGGCUACACCAACGUAACUGGCCAGGGAUAUUCUAAGGUACCAGAGCCAUGUCAGGCUAAGGUUACUGAGGUAUACCCCACAAAUGUCAUUCCACAAUUAACUCAGCAGAAGACCAAGCAGAAGUAA
Microtus oregoni (creeping vole) is the source of this 1974-nucleotide messenger RNA. RefSeq names its product mucin-2-like. The transcript has a single exon. The coding region runs from base 1 to 1974 and encodes 657 amino acids. Lineage: Eukaryota; Metazoa; Chordata; Mammalia; Rodentia; Cricetidae. The record is from RefSeq and is a predicted model, not a curated record.